Messenger RNA from Sabethes cyaneus, 12499 nucleotides. It is a transcript of the gene Larp4B, whose product is annotated as la-related protein Larp4B. Gene Ontology annotation, molecular function: mRNA 3'-UTR binding. Gene Ontology annotation, biological process: positive regulation of translation. Gene Ontology annotation, cellular component: cytoplasmic stress granule; cytosol. The record is from RefSeq and is a predicted model, not a curated record. The transcript is spliced from 10 exons. The coding region runs from base 1218 to 6959 and encodes 1913 amino acids. NCBI's taxonomy places the organism in Eukaryota, Metazoa, Arthropoda, Insecta, Diptera, Culicidae.
CAGCCACCAAAGUGUCAAACGUUGCCAUUAGUGUCCAUUGCUGGAUGGAAAACACGGAUUUCAAUCCGGAAUCCAAUAAACUUUAACCGGAUCGAAAUCGGUCUACUGACGUGACGAGAAAAUUCUGUGAAGUGAAGGUGAAUGUAAAAUUUUCUUGACACCAAAAACUGAAAUAGCAUCUGGCAAUCACUUUGGUGUCCGGUGGCCACACACGGAGCGGAUAGGACGUUGCCCUUUGAAAAAGGUUCAGUGGUUCGUCGGAUUUGACAUUACGGGAAAACGAUCGGAAAGUAACCAGAAUUUCUGUUCCGUAUGGUACCAAUAGUGUUUUGUGUUCCAGUCAGGUCGUGCUCCUACGCGGCAACAAAACGAGAGUUUUCCCAUAGGAAAAUGAGAUCCAUAUUUUCACUGUUGGUGUGCAGCGGGCAAUAGGGUGGCAGUUUGGGUCCAGAAACACGCACGAGAAGAGAUUGGAUUAUCAGACGAAUUAUUGAGUACUGUAUCGGAUUGGAUAUUUGUGAAAAGGCUGUGUAGGAGGUUUUGGAAGAAAAAGCAAUCAAAAUGCGGGGAGUGCAGUGUGAUAAAAUUUGUGAUUAGUGAUUAACGGAAAGGACAGGAUUUUAAUUCUUUAACUGUAGUGGUAGAAAUAGAUAACCUUGAUGUUGGAAAGCAUCCUGGAACCUACAGUAGAGACAUUUUGAUCAUUGCAAUAGGGGAUCAAAGUUAGAUUUAUGCGAUGUUUAUUUGUUGUUUGUUGCAACAAAGGCUAGACCGAAUAUGCACACGGAAUAGGUUGCAAGUGGAUGAAUAUGUGUGAGAUACCCCCAGAACGUGUUACACUAUCGUAAUUGCGCGCUGGCGAGAGCCUGUUUUGGUGAGUGUGCAUCGUGAUUUGUGCUCUCCCCAACCCCCGUUUCAAAUGACCCUGCCCACAUUCAGUGUGCGCCAGCUGGAUACAAUGUGACUGUAUAAGCGUUGGCGUAUGUUACGAUUGAUGUAAAUAAAGAACAUACGGAAUGGAACGCAACGUUCGUGUGAUUUUAAUCGUUAGAAAAAAUACACAACUGAGUGUAGUGCAUUAUUUGUUACAAUGUAUUGCAACUGAAACUCUCCAGAAGCAAUAACACUAUCCAGUGAAAGAUGGUGAUACACACUUGUUGAGUUUAUUCCUCUUUGUUCGUGAUUUGAGCACCUUGCAUCGUCAUCCGGUCGUGGCCAUGCCAUUGCGAAAAUAUCGACCGAUAGUAACAACGACGUCCGCCAGCAGUAGCAGCAGCAGCAGCAGCAGUGGAAGCAACAGCAGCAAUCUGACCGUUUCGAACGUGACACCAAAGAUAUCGACCCUGGCAGGCGCCACCAGUCUAAUCCCUGGUGUUCAAUUCCCUCACCACCAUCAAAACUACCAACGAGCUGCUACUCCUCAGCGGAUCGUUCAUCAUCAUCACCAUCACGCUGCCAAUUGUAAUUUGAAUCUUAUCACGACAGCCGCUGCCGGAACCUACCAACCGGUAGCAGCGCUUCCGCCUCCUCUGCCACCACCACCAGCAGCAACACAUUCUUCAAUAUCUCAUCAACUGCAUCAUCGGGCAAUCGCGACACCUCCGAUUUUGGAUCCGCUUCCACUCUGUCUGGACGCGAAUGGAACGUAUCUGUGCACUGCUUAUAAUCCAAGAUGCUACAUAAUACAAAAGUUAACGCCUACACCAGUGAGUUGCAUUGCGUACGAGCUAACCUCGGUGACUCCCUUUACGACUGUCCCAGCAAGCAGCUCAGCUAACAAUGUUAGUCCCGCUUGUAUCGAGGAAAUAGUUGAAUAUCCAAAGCCGCAGUCCUCUACAGUGAACUUUAUUCAUCACCAUCAACCGCAACAACCUGUACAGCUUGUGCAAUACGUCGACAGUGCCAUUAGUAGUACCACUAGUCCCAAUGUGAUAACAGCCUUCGGUGGUACCGGUAGUGGAAGCGUUAGUUCCGGCAACCCUACCGCAUCGAACACUACUUCCAGCAGGCAUAACGAACUGUUAAGCGUGAUUGAAGCAAUUGGAGCUGGAGCAAACAACGGCGGAGAAGCAAUAUCAAUGGCUACUCCCGUUCCGAGCUUUGCCUUUAUCGGGAAUUCUGGUCAUUCCGCAAGUUCCGCAACAGGUGUUGAAAUGAGUAGUGUAACUAAAGUGCAGACCAUGCUACAACCAACAACGAUUGCCAUCAGCACCUCGACGAAUCCUGUUUAUACAGCAGCCACGGUGAAACCCGUCACUGCAGCGACAGGAGGUUAUGUGCUAAUGAAUGGGGAUGCUGGAAAAAUGCCCACAGCCGCCACGGUUUAUCCAACGGGUGCCGAAGCCAUCAUUACCGGUGGAAUGGCUGGACUAACGUUGGUUGGGCCACAUCCUCCACAAGCCACACAUAUUACACUGGGACCGGCCGGUGUAGUUCCGGGUAUGACGGCCGUUCCUGCGGCCGUUGCUGUUGCCACCGAUUAUACCGGUAUGAACGGAUCUAUCAACACAGCCAACAACAAUAACACAAGCAGUACUAAUAGCAACAGCAGUAGUAAUAGCAACAUUAUACUAUCGAAUGAACCAGUCGCCGGCGAUUACUAUGCGGUCACCACCCAAACAACAGACAAUAGUGCUUCACUUCCCACUUCUACGGUUACCACAAACAAUAACAAUAGCAAUCAGUGCAGUAUAAUUACGAGCAACAACAAUAACAUUAGCAACAAUGUUAGCAGCAGCACACAGACAACGGUUGGUGGUGGCGGUGGAUCGGCUAUGGGCAGUGUUGUCCAUGGUGGUAACGCAGGAGGUGCUAUCGCCGCAGCUAAUGUGACCACAAUCACCAGUGAUACUGGCAAUACCGAAUACAGUGGUAUGCCUUUAGAGCAGCUGAAGCAACAGCUACAAACGCAGCUCGAUUACUAUUUUUCGAGAGAAAAUUUAGCCAACGACACAUAUCUGCUAUCCCAAAUGGACAAUGAUCAGUACGUGCCCAUCUGGACAGUGGCAAAUUUCAACCUGGUGAAAAAACUCACCAAAGAUAUUAAGCUCAUUACUGAGGUGCUGCGCGAGUCACCGAAUGUACAAGUCGACGAAGAAGGCCUAAAGGUCCGGCCAAAUCAUAAACGAUGUAUUGUAAUUUUGCGGGAAAUACCAGACAACACACCGAUCGAGGAAGUUAAGAAUAUAUUCCAAAGCGAAAACUGUCCCCGAUUCAUUUCGUGUGAGUUUGCUCACAACAAUUCCUGGUACAUCACGUUCGAAUCCGAUGAAGAUGCACAACAAGCUUUCCGGUAUCUACGUGAAGAGGUUAAAGAAUUUCAGGGAAAACCAAUCAUGGCCCGUAUAAAAGCCAAACCAAUGAACAGGCUUCCGAUAGCUGCUGGAGUUCCACUCAAGAACGGAUUUCGAACGACCCCUCCGCCGGCUGCCGCAGCAGCUGUAACCGUGCCCCCGGGGGCCGCCGGUCCUUCUGCGGCCGCUGCUGCUGCCGCUGCCGCAGCUGCAGCAGCGGCAGCCGUUUACGAUCCUACACAGGCAGCAGCUGCCGCAGCCGCUUUUCCCGGGCAACAGCGUUACAUCACGCUGCCCCACAAUCCAGGAGCGAUACCGCAAGGCACCGCGGUACCGGCAUAUAAUGCACCAGUACACAUGUUUCCAUUCCAACAGCAAUUUUAUCCAAGCAUAAUGCAACCGUGGCCAGCAGCGCCGCCUCCGGCUCAUCAAAGCUACUAUGAUCUUAGCACGUUUGUAACCAGCAAUGGGCUUUCACCCCAGGUAACGUUUGCCACCACAGGAGCCAAGCAGCAGAACGGUCGAUAUAAUAUGCAAGCUGGAGUAGGGGCACAUCGUGGUAACAUUCGCGCCAAAAGACAGCUUAAUCCGACGAUACCGACGGGUAGCAAUGAGCACAGAUCGGGUGGUGCCAACAGUGGUGGUGGCGGUGGCGGAGGUGCGAACAUUUCCGGUGGUCAGCAACCGUUAGGGUUGGGAGGUAACGAUAGUGCCCCUCCUACCACCCAUCGAGUAGCGAAUCAACAACCACACUAUGUUCAACAGGCUGCUCAGCCACAACAGCAAACACAAUCACACUACCAACUGCCACCGGGAGGAGGUGGCGGCAAAAACUCCUCUCUAUUGGGACAUGGAGGAAAAACCUAUCAUAAAGAUGCAACAAUAGUGCCACAUUAUCAGCAUUACCAGCCCCAGCAACAGCAUUACAGCAAUCAUCCGCAAUCACAUCACCAUCACCAUCAGCAACAACAGCAGUCAAUGCCACAGCAGCAGCCACAAUGUGAUGAGACUGCUGGAAAUGCUUCAAACACUGUUACUAUGCGGUCUACUAACAGUAGCACUGAUCACUAUCAAUCAACCGACGAUAGCAGUGGAUACAGUAGUCUCCCUUACAACAGCGGGCGGAACAAAAAUCUAGACAGUCAACAGCAACAGCCUACGGGUCCAUGGGCAUCGAAUCAAUCUCGACGACACACUCGACGAAGAAAAGAUGAGAUGGACGGUGGUGCUGUUGGUGGUAGCAGCUUGUACAGUAGCAGCGGCGGAAGUGUUCGAUCUAGUAAUAUGAGCUAUAAUAGUAAUAGUCUUAGCAGUAGUAUCAAUAAUGGUGCAAAUUCCAAUGUUAAAAUAAUGAACACAACUAGUCUCAAUCAAUUGAUACCGUCUUCUGGCGGUCCUCCGCAUGGGCGUGGUUCACGGGGAAGUCUCGGAGGCAAUGGAGAAAAUCUUCAUGGUACAGCUUCGGGAAACGUGAUUGCGUCGAUGGGUGGCGAAGCUGGCGGCGGUGGUAGUCAUCAUCAUCACCACGGCAAUAACAGUGGUGGAGGUGUUGGGGGCUAUCAUCCUCAUCAUCAUCGGAGUGCGAUAGCUUCUGGUUUUCACCAGCAGCACCUGCACCAUCACCACCAACCACAGCAUCAGCAGCAGCAGUCGCACUUGCAGCAAUCUUCCAACAACGGCAGCAGUAACUCCAGUGCCCAGCAGCAGCAGAAUGCCCCCAGCACCACUCAAUCGACGCAAUUCGACCUUGAACCAGCUGCAUUUCCGCCCCUUCCCGGCCACGAUGAUAACACCAGUAACUCCGGCAGCGGCGGUGGUCGCAACAAGCACCACCAUUCCCGCGAUCACCAACAGCAACAACAACAAUUGCACCAUCCUCACGGCAAUCAAUCGAACACUGCCGCUGCUACGUCCACCGGUGGUAACCAAGGUUCCUCUACUGACUACUCGUCCUCAUAUGGUGGAAGCGGUGUGUCUGAGACGUCCACACAUCCUGUCGCUGUCUGGGGCGAGAGCCGACUUGCCGAUGUCGUUAAAGGUACUGCACUCGCAACGAAUGCCUCAUCGAAAAUAAAAAACACAACGUCCCCUCCUCCCCAGGGAAACCAAGGCAGCAGUAGCAGCAGCAGCAACAACAACAAUAACAACUGUGAACUUAGUCAAAAAAACGUUACAGCUUCGGCAGCUGCCACUUCAGAAGUGAGCGCAGCCGCCGGACGUGAACAACAGCCUUUUUCAGCAACCGUCACAACUUCGCAGCAACAGCAGCUAAACUCAAAAGCAGCAAACGAUUCCUUUCAUGGCACUAGCAACAGCAGCGGUAGCAAUGAGUCAACCACUCUGGCCUAUACGCCCGCCAACAGCAGCAGCAGCAACAAUAACUCUAGCAAAGUAACUAAUAAUCCUCUUCCUGUGAUAAAAUGUACAACAAUUAGUACGUCUGCAAGCACCACUGCUGAUAAAUCCACAAAGACUGAUGAGUCCUUGCUACAAACGAAUGGCUUGGAAUCGACGACUACAAACCCGACGUCAGCAGCAGUAGCAGCCUCGGGCAUAGGUUCGAUGACUGGACAUAGAAAGACUGGUGUAGAAAACACCGGAACUGUUAGCUGCCCAACGACUACCAACGCUGCUACAAUGACUUCGACUGAGUACGUGAUUGUUGGCUCUGGUUCCUGCUCUUCCGCCUCUGGUGGCAACAAACAGCAGCAUACGCUGUCUGCUACUUCUUCUAUUGCAUCAUCUGUGGCUGUGACAUCUACAUCGACAAUGACUGUACCAGUAUCGUCUGCCAAAGCGAUUGCCUCUAACACUUCCAAUUCUAAGAGUGGGUACAAAAACCCGCGAUCGCCAACCACGCCUACAGCGGCUUCCAUAGCUACCGCUGCUACAUCUCCAUUCGCUGUAGCAGUAAGCUCGUCGACGACACCAGCGUUGACUGCGGGCAGUCCUCAGCCGGCAGCACCACCACCCUUCUCGCUGCAGAAUCACCCACCGCUUGGUGGCAUAACCGCUGCCGUUCCCGAACUACAGCAACAAACUCAGGUACGCCUUAGCUACGCCCAAGUCGCCCAACACCUGAAGGAGCAACAGAUGAAGGAACGUGAGCAGGAAGGAAACGGAAAAACUUUCGUUGAAAAAGAAAACAAUAACAAUCUGCAAGUAAGCAGCGGCGGUAAUAGCAGCAGCAAUGCCAUUGGUAGCAACACCACCACAAGCAACAGCAACAAGAAAAAGGAUUCACCGAUUAGCUCAAGACUGUCAACCUCGUCACAGCAUAGCAGUGAUGGGUUUAGGGAACAAAAAGAUACUCGCUAUAAUAGUGGCAACAACGUCAGCAACUCUACAAAUCCUCGCACCACCAAAGACUACCGUUCUUCGGUAGCUGCUGGAAACAGUGUCGGAACUGGAGGUGCGCUUGGGUCCACUCUGACCACCACAUCGGGUAACCCUAGUGCGGGUGCCACAGGUGCCGCUGCAGUUGGUGGUAUUGGUGGAUCUGCAAACUCCUCCGUUGGUGCCGGUCAUCGGGGGGAGACAAAUAAUAAUAACAAUAACAGUACCAGUUUGAAAUCCUCGGUCUCCGGAAGUAAUAGAACAGCACGUUCCCAUCAGUUGAAGGAUUACGUUCAACCACAACAGCAAGGCUCACGUAGUCCUAAAUGAUGACGGUUAAUUUGGAUCUAAAAGCUCGCGUUGUUUCAUUGUUUGCGAGGUUUGUAGCAAAACGCCAGGCGUGCGUGUUUAGCUGACAGGAGUGGUGAUUAGCCGUGUUUCAGGUUUAGUAUUUUUGUUAUAGUUGCGAUUUUCUCUGAUUAGUUAUUACACCACAGUGGGCAGAGCAGAGCAGAGAAAAAUCACUGAUUAAAUCUUGUUUAUUUUGAUUAAUUUUGUUAUGUUAAGCAGAGGAAUAAUUUUGGACUAUUUCUAGUGCAAACGAAAUGCAAUUAAGUACGGUUCGAGGACAGGAGUUUACACAGUGAACGAAAGGAAGCGAUUUCCUUGCGAUUUGUUACUGUUAUCACUACUACAACUACAACUACUACUAUGACUACUACAACAACUAUUACUAAUGUGGCUAGAAUAGACGAUCUCAUUUAACACCUAUUAAGUGAUUGGAUAAGAACUUGAAUGAGACGCGAAGCUUGAAUUGAUCUGUUCAUUCUCAUGACAAUUUUUAGGCAUUUUCCUGACACGAGAAAACUUUCAUCAUAACUUGCCCAUAGAAAGACGAAUACAACGCAGAGCAGCAACUAUUGCUAAUACGUAUGUUGUUCAAAACUUGCUAACUGGUUUAGGUUUUCUUUUACGUAAUAUUCUAUAUGGACUCUGUUAUAUUUGCAUUCACUUUCAGUUUGUGAAAUUAACUCGCUCUGAGAUAGAGCGUUCAACCAUAGGUUAAUUAUAUACCUGGACUCGUGUUAAAAACUACUGUUAUAACAUGAUCUGAAAACAUUAAAUAUAAAACCAUCUUUUGCUUUAUGUAAAAAACGAUUUUUUUCGCCUUCAUAAUUGCUCAAAAAUAAUUUACCCUUCAGAAGGCAAAUGAUCGAGUAUCUACUAUUAACUUUUUUGGUGUCGAUAAGACAUGUUUCAGUGUGUGUUGCUGCCAAAAACUGAACAUUUAUAUCAACCCUCUGCGUCUGUCCAAUUUUACAAUUUUCGCUCAAAACCUAAAUCUAAACUUGUUGUCACUACUCUCAACUAACACGUCUUAAAAAAACCAUCCUAGUCUUUGUUUACGUCGGAAGAAGAAAAAAAAGUAAACCUUUUUAAUCGUUAUAUUCUAUUUAUUCUCUAUCUUAACGAUGUUUAAUUUUUCAUUUGAGCAAUCAAUUUCUUAUGCGUUUAAGAAAAUGAAACAAAAAAUAAUAAUAAUACACAGCAGUUUGUUGAAAUCGUCUAAAUACUACCCAACAUUUUUCUGUUUGUUAUUUGUUGUUAAAUAUAAUUACACAUGUAUGUUUAAAAAAAUACUGUACCGCUACACGGUAGAUGCACGGCAUCGGUGGUGUUAUAGAAAUUGCAAAUUCGGUGAGCAAACAAAUAUUCCUACCUAUUUACCUAGGAUAUCUUCAUGCGCCUCAGCCUCAAGGGACAUAACACUCAAGAAGGUGUAUUAAUGAACGACAUAUAAACCAACACAGUAGCUUAAGCGAAGCUUUGCGAAGUGAGAGAGAGAGAACUCGUUGGUAGUGAUAGUGAUUUGACGACACGUUUUGAAUAAUGAAAAAGCUCCGCCGUUAAAGUGCCACUUUCGCCUACUCUAUCGGCCUCACACAACAGUUUUUGUUGAAGGCGGCAGGGGUAAUUCAGCUUGGAUGGCAAUCUUUGGAACGGUUUAAAAAAAACAAUUAUAAUACAUCGAAACUUAAUUUUGCACACGUAUAUGAUAAUAAUAAUCCUUUUAAAACGGUUUUUUCUUUCAUUUGUAGAUUUUGCGACAUGUAGUCUAUGUCGAAAGUUCAUGAUCAAACAGUUCACCCGAUUCAUUCAUAGAAACAAUUAAUAAUUUAGUGCAUUUAUUGGUUUUCAAAACAGCACGUAAACGUCUAAGAACGCCUAACGAUAGCGAAAAAUGUUUCAUACAUUUUAAAUAUGUUAGUUGGAGAAAGAGCUUAAAGUCUUAGAACCAGUAGAAUUUGAAUAUCACCUACAUUCUUAAAAUUGCACUUGAAGAAACGGAAAAAUAAUGUUUAAGCCGCCCAGCUGAAUUCCUCCUUAAGUAAGUAACAACAAUUUGUGGUAGGUAGUGUAUUUAGAAGAAAAAAAAAACGUUCUGUUUUCCUACUGUGUAUAUUUCACGGUAUUUAUUAGCAAAGUUCAUCGUCAAAAGUGUUAUGCUCCCGUCGGCUAUAUGUGCUUUUAUCAAUGUAAGCGCGUGUGCAAACAAAAAUUUAAUCUAUAAUCCAAUGACAUAGCGUGUUUGCGACUUUGUAGAGUGUGUGCGCUCGAGUUGGUGAAAAAAGGCUAUGCAAAACAAAACUAUACAAUUAAACUUCAUUUUUUAAUUUAGAUCACACUGAGCGUAGGCGAUAUAAAUUGUAUGAGAGUAUAAAACAAUCGUUGUAAUUUAUUAGAAUAACAAAUGAAUUGAAACUGCUUUCUUGCUGAGAAACAGAAAAAAGGUAUUUUCAAAUUUGAAGAAAGCAAAAAUAGGACUAACACCUUUACAAUCCGGUAUAUAAAAAACAGGACUGCACACAAAACAACCAGAAACAACCUAACCAUGCAUCGGAACCAUCGGCAAUUUUUGUCCACUUUGAAAAUAUAAACUAAAUACCUACAAACCGAAAUUUAGCAUUAUGAUCAGCAAUUCUUUUAACAUUUAGCACUUUAGGGUUCAAAACUAUACAUAAGCUGAUGUAAACAGAAUAGAAAACAAGCAUAGAUACGGUCGGCCAGUGCCAGAACGGAAAACAAGCCGAGCAUUGGUAAUCCAGGCUGAACCUUCUUCAAUAUUGCAUAGCAAUGUUGGGUAUUUGUUGGCAGAAAGAUGGCAGUGAUCCUAUACGAAAGUAGGUUUCAAUAUUCCCGAAAGUUAUGUUUUGUUAGACUUCCUUCUAACAAAGGUUUUAGAUAGUUUUACAUUAUUUUCCAAAACGGUGGUCAGUGUCUUCAGUAUUUCUGUAUCUUUAGUGGGUACAGUUGAUCAGAAUUUUCAUAUAAUUUGGUGGAAAAUUUCACGCAAACCCUAAUCGGUCUCUAACCGCUGGUUUAUUCUGCAAUCGAACCAUAGCUAACGACAACAAACAAUUUAUGUUGUGGUCUUUGUUUAACGAUAACACAUUGAUGUAAGAAUCAGUUUGAAAAUCAGCAAACUAUAUGUUAUCACAUGGGCCAAAUUGUGUAAACCAGUCAGCCCUUGAUGGUUGAUACUUAAAACAGUGUCGAAAUUUUCAUUUGAAAUAACACAAUUUAUCUUAGUUAUUUCAAUAAACGUGUUAUAGCAACACGUUUAGAUGGUCGUGCAAUGAGAAAGAAGCACUCUUCGUCAUUAGUUUUGGUCGAAGAAUUCUACUCACGAACUAAGAGUUUUGAUUUUAUAGGAAUCAGCUGCUCUAGAAUGGUAUUAUUUGGUCGAAUCUCGUAACCUCCUACAGCCGACCUGGUAUCUUUGCUUGUCGAGAUUAAUAUGUGAUUCACGGUGAGAAAAAUGGAUAUAGGUAAAAGUAAAAUAUAACCUCCGAAACAUACCAUUUUGCACCAUGAGAUAUACUGAUAGAACGCAAGCAUGUUUGUCAAACAGUUUGGUAGACAUGGCUAGCCUUCAAAAUGUUUAUCCAGGGGCUGGUGGGCAUUUCAUUUGUCUGUUUUCAACAAAUAUAGAAAAAUCUUAAUUUUAGCACCACACCAUCUUCUAACAAGAAUUAUAUUUUCACAGCAUCAAGCAAGCAGCAGCUAACCGUUAGAACGUCUUCUACUGUAUACACGAUUGGUUUUCAUUUUUUCCUUUAAGUCGCUAUUUGAUAGGAUAAAUCAAUUUACGAACAAAUAUAGAGCAAAACUAAAAUAGUAGCAAACCAAUGGUAGCACGCGUUAUGUGCAUAAAUAAAAAGGGAUGCAAGCAUGGAAAAGAAAGCUAGUUGUUAUAUAUAAUAAAAUUUAAUAAUAACUAAUCUAAAGGAUUAAAUCUAUACACAGUAAUAAAGAACGAAACGACAAAACUUAGGAACAUAGUAGGAGUAAUAAAUUGAUAAUGUACGCGCAUGGCGAAAAGGGGGGAAGGAAGUGUAGAUUCCACACAGACACACACCACUAGGACUGCGAACUUGCAGAUAAAAAUUAACGAACUGAAGAAUGCAUGAGAUACGGAAAUUGUGAGCGGGGAUUGCGUACAUUUUGUGUAAUUCCCCUAUUUAUCAUCAAAACAUUGUUUUUAUGUUUGUUUUUUGUUUCGUUUUCGUAUUCUUCGCCGUAUGUUAUUAUAAGCUCUAUAAACAUGUAUAUUAUUUAUAUUUCUUUUAUCUAAAAGUGACAAUAGGAAAGUACGUAAACGUGCUACAAAUUUUCCGAUUUCAUUAUUUGUUUUUUUUUCUGUAGUAAGCUGCUUCUCCAACUGAGUUAGUGAAUAAACGGAAAUUAUGCUAUUUCAAUUCUAUUCGGCUGCAUGCUCCUACCAGAUUCCGAAGUAUACAAUUUUAUUUAACCAAACACACAAAAGGAAAGGGAGAGGGAGUUGAAAGGUAGAAGAAGUUCUUAGAAUGUACUGCCAAUGCAAAAAAUAAAAAUAAAAAACAAAAAAAAAUACGAGAAACGAAAACUGAUAGUUCGAUGGAACACAAUGAAUGUUGAUACCGUUAUUUUCUUCCUACGUUCUUGCGAUUGUAUCUUUGCACGAGAUACUCACUUAUACACUUUGGGCUGGGAAAUACAGGAAAGCAAUCUCUUAUUACCAAAAGAUGGAGACGGAAUGGAUGAAUUAAAUUUCAGUCGUAGGUCAAGGGUGAUACCUUCGAUCACGUUUAGCAACGCCGUAUAUUGUGAGAUACAUAAUGUUCAAGGCAAGAGAGAAUAUCUAGGGAAACUAUAAGAAUAUAAGACGAAUUACCAUUUGCAAACUAUUUUUAAGGGAGACAUUAAUAUGUUUGUUUGUUUAUUUUUUUAAUUUCGCUAGGAGUUACACGAAAUAAAAAAUAUUUUGCGGAAAGAGGCAUCCGUGCUUGCUAUACGGACCGGUUGGGUGCCUCGCAUUGAAAAGCACGGGAAAGAUAAUUUGCGAAAUAUUAACAAAAGUGGGAGAAAUUUAUUAUUGGUAAAUAAAAUGUGAAACACAUACACUCUGUAAUCAGCCGUAGGUUAGCUUUGUAAAGUAAUAUUUAAAAAGAUAUCUGCAUAAUUAAUAAAAGAUAUAUGAAAGUGUAUAUUAAGAUAUAACUAUUGUAAAUUGCAGACAGUUAAAUAAACAAAAAAGGGAACCUAGUAAACCUGGUAGGAGGCAAACUAAAGGUUGAUUCGUUUGCAUAGGAAGGUACGCGGAAGCAUCGAGAAAUUGAGAAAACAUGAGACACACACUUAUCUUUAAAAUUUAAUUAAAAUAAAUCAAAAAAGUAUAUUAAUUAAAAUAAAAGAUAAGCGUAAAUGAAAAACAAAGAACCUAUUGAUUGAAUACACAAAAAUUGUUGUAAAACGAAACUAAAUGAAAAAAAGAAAAAAACCCAAAAAAUAUAGAAAAAAUAUAAGAUACAAAAAGCAACAAAAAGAGA